CGAGCCUGACUCGAGGCUGACCGAGCUCCAGGCAGAGCCUGAUGUCAGCCCAGAAUCAACAGCACACUCAUGGAACAAUGCAAUCCAUUCUCAGAUGGUGACGGCUGUUCACAUGGCAAUGGCUGAGAGCGUGGCCAUCACAAACACUGACACCAGAAUGACUCAGGGCAUCUCAAAGACUGGCACCAUGCCCACUCCCACUGUGAUUCAUGCUCCCACUACGGAUUUUCUCAAGGAGAGCGCUGUUCCUUCUCAGCAGCAGGUGCCAGCCAUUGUAAGGAACAUUCACAAGCGUCUCAUGUCCCAAGUCACUGUGGAUCUCUGGCUGCAGAUUGACAUUUUGAGGCUGGCUGAAGAACACCCUGCUGACGUGGUGCUGACCCUCCUGCACUGUGCCCCAACGUGUGACAGGUUUGCAGUGCAGGCCAUGAAGGCUCUGCUCUGCCAACUGCAGUGGGACCAUGUUCUGGUGGCUAUGGAGCGCAAGCGUGGCUGGGACACGAUGAUGCGUGCUAUCACCCAGGAAUAUGGUUUGGGUCUGCUGGCCAGGGAGAUGUGGCGUGUCUUGAUCCCUUUGUGUUCUCACACCGCCCUCCACUUGCUCCGGCACCUCAGCAAGGAGAACCCAUGCUAUGAUCUGAUCUUCUUGACAGUCCUGGUGGAGAUCCUUGAGUGCCUGGACUUGAGUAAAUGUCGUGGCAGCGUUCUGAAGACCAUGUCAAGGCUUCUGGAGCUGCUGGGGGCUCCAGAUGUAGAGGUGGUCAGCAUGAGCCUUCAUUUGUUCAUGAAUGUGCUCCAGCACCAAGACAUCCUGGUAUCCAGCACCGCUGCCCCGAAACUGACUGAGGCACUCUUGCUGCUGUUUGACCACGUGAUGAUAUUGGUAGUGGAUGAGGGAAAAAAGCCCCUGAAGACAAUUGUGAACAAGAGCCUGUUCACACUUUUAAUCUACUGUCAUGAUGAGAACUGGCAGGUGGCAAAGGCUUCUCAGGAAACGCUGCUUGGUGCGGCGGAGUUUUUGAAGAGGAGGGAUCUCAAACAGCUGCUGAAGAAGGAGCAGCUGUCAAAGUUUGCCGAGUGCCUGCUGGCAGAGGACAGCAGCAGCGCGGCCGAGCCCCUGCGCCGGGCCCUGCCCUACCUGCAGAGCCCACAGGAGCCCCUGCGAGAGGCGGCCGUCAGGUUCAUGGGGAUGGCCGGGCGCUACCUGAAGGGACAGCCAGCCGAGCUUCACCUUCUCACUCAGGCCCUUGAAGCCAUGAGCGAAGAUGACAGCCCAUCCUCCACUAACCUGGAAACUCAGGCAAUUUUUGGACAAAGAUGUGCAGAACUGAGGUCAUCUGCUGGAUUCAGAGAACCAGGGUCCCAAGGAGAGUACCAGGAGACAGUGAAGAGAGCACCAGGACUCAAUGUCACUGGAGCUCCAGGCACAGUUGAUGCUGGCCACAGUUGUGCCUGCUGCAAGCUCCCAUAGCUGCUGCCUUCCCCCUCCCUGUUGACAGUUCCCUCCCUCCAGCCCUCAGACCCUGCCCAUCCCCUUUUUUUUGCCCCCAUCUCAUCCCUUCCCUUUCCCUUCCAUUAAUAAACAGUUUGGUUUCUCCCCCU
Molecule: messenger RNA, 1602 nt
Organism: Taeniopygia guttata (zebra finch)
Lineage: Eukaryota; Metazoa; Chordata; Aves; Passeriformes; Estrildidae
Source: RefSeq, a predicted model, not a curated record